GGAUAAUGACGUCACGAAUUUGAAAUUCAUCAUGGCGGACGUAUGGAGUAGGUUUGAUAAUGUCACUACAUUUUGAACUUGACCACAUACUAAGGAAGUCAACAACUCUUGUGUUUCAUAAUUUCUUUGAAAAUACCAGUGCUCUCUAGGGCAUUCUUGCCCAUUCUUUUAUCUAUCAACUUUUCAAAUACUUUUCCAAAAUGACAACUUUGGAUACCUUCCUUCCCAAUGUCACCACCCAGGACACUCGUAAGAGGAUUCAGGCCCAUCAGGACCUCAUCCCCUACCUGAGUGAUCCCCACAGCUCCCUCAACUGUCCUGAGAUGGAUGAGUUUAUCGGUGGGCUGGUUGGAUGGGUCAACUGCUCUAACUACAAGAUUUCUUUAAAUGGCCUAGAAGUAUUAUGCCUGAUGGUUGAUCGUAUGGGAGAAGAUUUUAAGAUCCAUGUGUCCUCUGUUAUACCUGCUGUGGUAGAUCGAUUAGGUGACUCCAAAGACCAGGUGCGAGAAAUGGCUCAGCAGUUGUUAUUAAAAUUGAUGAUGCCAGCAACUUCUCCUCAAUUUGUUUUUGACAGAAUCCAGAAUGCUUUCUCACACAAACUCUGGCGAGUCAGAGAUGAGGUGUUAAUAUGUCUCCAGAACACAAUAAACACAUAUGGUGCCAGAAGUCUCCAGCUGUCUAAAAUAGUUCCUUCAAUCUGCAAACUCUUAGAUGAUCAAAAUAGCCAGGUGAGAGAGACGGCUAUAAUGACCUUAGCAGAGGUGUACAGACAUGUAGGUGAAAGAGUUCGACAGGAUCUGGCUAAAAAAGGAAUACCCCCACAGAGACUAAAUCAAAUCUAUGCAAAGUUUGAUGAGGUGAAAAAUUCCGGUGGUAUGCUAGCUACAGCAGAUUUUGCUCCCAGUCACAGAUCUGAAGAUGACACAGACUUUGCCAAACCAUUGUCCACCAAGGUACCCCAGGCCAAGCGGGCGUCUUCCUCUGCAUCCUCAACAUCGGGGACCAGAAAAAGCAUGCUCCCCGCCUCCAAGUCUGCCACAGCCUCCACUUCCCUGAAGAGACGACGCUCGAUUGCGGGCCCUCAUACAUCAGGCCAGUCUGGUGGUGUAGAUGAAGAAUUUUUUACUAAAUCCUUUGAAGAUGUUCCAAAAGUCCAGAUCUAUUCAUCCAGAGAUGUACAAGACCAGCUCGCUAAAGCUCAAGCCAUUUUAAGUGAUCUUAACACAAAUUGGGAGAAACGCCAUGAAGCAUUAAGAAACAUUCGAGCUGUGGUCGUAGCUGGUGGUAUGGAGUACGAUGAUUUCCCACAAAGCAUUAGAUCCCUGGAUGUGUGCCUGAUAAAUGCCGUCAAAGAUCUGAGGUCCCAGAUCGUCCGCGAGGCUUGCAUAACACUAGCAUAUUUGUCUCAGCAGAUGGGUUUGAGGUUUGAGCAUCUGGCUGAAGUCCUUCUUCCACACUUAAUAAACCUCAUCCCUAACAGUGCCAAGGUCAUGGCAUCAUCUGGAAUCACCUGUAUACAAUUCAUCAUUCAGUAUACCCAGUCACCUCGCCUUAUACCCAUCAUCACCACUAACUUAACAUCUAAGUCCAAUAUCAUACGAAGGCAAUGUUAUGAAUUCUUACACAUAGCACUACAAAACUGGAGUACACAUUCUUUAGAGAAACACAUAGCACUUCUACAGGACUCCAUCAAGAGAGGAAUCUCGGAUGCCGAUUCUGAAGCCAGGCUGUAUGCACGCAGGUCUUACUGGGGAUUUGCAGAUCACUUCAAAGAACAGGCAGCCAUGUUAAUGCACUCUUUAGAGCCCAGAGAACAAAAACUUUUACAUGAUCAGUGUAGUGGUUCAUCUAGUAAUUCAGUAAAUAGUGAUUACGCAGGAAAGCCCCGCCCCCGAUCUGCCAGCCAGGACAGAAGUACCGGAUUCGAUUCAAGUACAUUAGGUCGUAUAGGAAAAAAGAAACAUUCUCAAUUCAGCUCAGCUCGCAGUGAUACAGGUGCAGAAAUUAGAUCUCAUUCUCUUAAAUUUUCAAAAGACUUGGAUGUUGAUGGUGCUGCACGUCACCAUGGUGCAGAUUUAGACAAAACUUUAAGUAAGUCAGUAAAAGACCGCAUUAUCCGCUCUAGUAGUGCCGUCGAUCUCGCAAAUGGGAUGAGCCCAUCGUAUUCCAGUUACUCCACCCAGAAACGGCGGUCGCCACAAAUGGCGGCUGCCGCUAGAAUGACGCCAGGAGCCACAUACUCAUUGCCACGACAUCGCAGUAGCUCAACUCAUCAAAAUCUCGGCACCUUGGACCGUAAUAGUCGACCCCGCAACAAAAAUGGUAGCUCCUUAUCUCAGCCCAAUAGUAGGUCAAACUCGCCAACUUCAAGAAUCAGUUACCUGACGCACAACCAGAAAGAUCCAAUGACCCCAAGGUCACAGAGAAGGUCAGGGGUCACACGUAGUCAGGGGGCCAGCAGAGAGGGUAGUCCAAAUCGCCUUCAUAUGCAGCCAGGCAGAGAAAGAAGACCCAGUGGAGGCAAGACUCUGCCACAUUCUGCUUCAAAGAAGAGAGCAGGGGUGAUGGCUCAGCGCACCCUCCGGAUAGGUUCUGAUGUAGAGGAUGCUCUUUCAGAUGCCCUGACGAGAGGACCGAGUAGGCGGCGAUGUGAGUAUGACUCGGAUGAUGCAGCCAGUGAAACAUCCAGUGUCUGCUCAGAGAGGUCAUACAGGUCAAUAGGUCAAACGUCAGAGUCUACGAGUAAGGACUCAAUCUGUUCACCUCCUGUGUUGGAGAGUGCUAAGGUUUCCAAGGAUACAACAGAAAUAAUUGCCCUGCUAGGUAGUGGUUCCCAUGGUGAUCGAAAGGAGGGACUCAUAGCAUUACAAAAUCUCCUAAGGAGUGGACGGUUUUUAAGUCGUGUAGAAUUGCAGAAAGUAUGCGAAGUUUUUAAUAGAAUGUUUCAUGAUCCACAGAGCAAAGUUUUAAGUUUAUUUUUAGAUACAUUAGUUGAAUUAAUUCAAGUUCACAGCCAAGACUUGACCAAUCAAAUGUUUCCAUUUUUAACUCGAUUACUGAACAAAUCUGGCACGGACAUGUUGGGCUCAGUCCAGAACCGUGUACAGAGGGCACUGGAUGCCAUCAGGGAAAACUUUCCAGCAGAACAACAGUUUAAUGCUUUGUCAAAGUAUAUCAUAGAUCAGACACAAUCAGCAAGUCUAAAGGUGAAGGCCUCUCUAUUGAACUACAUGCAUAAUCUUGUCUUAAUGAUGAAUGAUACAGACUUUGUUAAUUCCGCUGACACACGACUCGUUCUGUCACGCAUCAUCAACUUCACCACUGAACCCAAAAGUGUGGAAGUUAGGAAGGCUGCUCAGUUAGUGUUGAUAGACUUAUUUAAUCUGAAUGCCCCCGAGCUGUCCAUGAUGUUAACGAAUCUUCCUAAACCAUUCCAAGACAGUGCCACCAAGAUCUUACAGACUCACGUGAGGAGUGCUAGUCGAGACAGCCGUGAUAGCGAAGUGCUGUCCCCCAAAAAUGUCACCCCCCAGCAGAAUAGGAGUCGUCCUCCAUCUAGGGGCCACCAUGAUGAAACGGAGACUGAGAACAUGAACCCUGAAGACAUUUACAACUCAAUCAAGCAGACGACAGCGGACAUACAGAAUCUGAGCUUUCACAGUAAGCUGGAGAAUUACGAUCCUGUGAAAAAGAAGCGGGAGUUCACGUCGCAGGACAGCGGAAUACAGGAUUUACGGAACGACAGUCCUGACGCAGUGGAUACCAGGAAAGGCAACUACAACCCUUCACAAUACUCUGACGAGGCAAUGAAUGGCUACAAUAAUCGGUCACGCCUUGCAGAUGCAGAAUUAGACGACAGUGAAUUGUUUAACGAAGAUCCAUGGAAAGCCAUUUUAGGAAUCUCAUGCUCUGAGCAUGAUGAGUCCACAGAUAGUGAUGUCAUCACAGGAAUUUUAACAGAAUUAUCAAAUCACAAUAAAAGGAAUAAUGAACGAAAGGACGCCAUGCUGUCCUUGAUUAAAAUGACGAGGGAGGGAACAUUUAAUUUCUGGGAUGAACACUUCAAAACCAUUCUGUUUGUUUUACUGGAAACCUUAGGGGACUCCAAUGGCCAUAUUAGGGCAUUAGCAUUACGGGUACUUAGAGAAAUUCUUAAAAAUCAACCUAGUCGAUUCAAAGAUUACACAGAGCUGACAAUUCUUCGGAUCUUAGAGGCUCACAAAGAUUCAGAGCGAGAAGUCGUACGUUCAGCGGAGGAGUGUGCCGACACACUGGCAAAUUACCUACCGCCAGAAACCUGUGUCCGCAUCCUGAAUCCAAUCAUCGAUACUGCAAACUACCCAGUCAACUUAGCAGCCAUUAAAAUGCAAAACAAGGUUCUAGAGCUAUUACCCAAAGACACAUUAGAAGCACAAAUGGGAGAAAUCAUUCCUGGAUUAUUAAGGGGAUAUGAUGACCAACAGAGCACAGUUAGGAAGUCUGCAGUGUUCUGUCUAGUGGCCAUAUACCUUAAAGUAGGAGAAAGCAUCUGGAAUCACCUCACCAAGCUCAACUAUAGUAAAGUAAAACUCUUAAAUUUAUACAUCAAGCGAGCUCAACAAUCUGGUAGCGGUACUUCAGCAUCUUCCUUAGAUACAUGAGACACACCCCCUAGCAACAAAAUAUGCCAUAAAAAUGGACUAUUACCAUUCCACCAGGGAGAGACAGAAGCUUUUUUUUUGAUUGGUCUAUUCCACAUGAGAUGAAGAAAACUUGUGUCUAAAAGUGAGAAUGUGAAAGAACACCUUAUUAAGAAAUCGGCAGUGACUGCAAGCCGAAUUAGGGGUCUAGGACUCUGAACAGAUGAUGGAUAUUGACAUAUCUCGUGUUGUCCAAGUCACUCAGGAGUUGGCUUAGCUUAUACACUAUUUAUUGUCUUUUGCUUGACAUCUCUGUGUUGUAUCAGGAAUGUACUAAUUGAUAUUAUAAUUAUUCUUAGUGUGUUCAUAAGGACUGUACCUUCUCUAUAAGGGAAAUAAAAUGGGAGGGAAAUGUACUUUACUUUGUACGAGUACAAUCUUAGAUACAUGUAUUUCUUGUACACGCUUCUUAUGAUGUUCUGUACCAAAUGUACUUACUAUGGUGGAUUUUCUUUUGAUAAAUUUAAUUAUCACAUACAGAUACAUAAACAAUUUUUUAUUUACAGGCACUUUUUUAUAACCUGAAAAAAGACUUGUAUUUAGGAAUGCGACCAGUCUAUAAUUCUGUAGCAUGUACAUUCACCCAGUGAUAUAUUCCUAUUAUAAUUGUGUUGAAAAUAUUCACACAUGUUUGUAUAAGCAAAUAGGGUGUAUUCCUAUUGUCACAGAAAAAAAUAAUCAUUCGUGUAUAUUUCAUCAUCAUCUAACAGUAAUGGGUGUGUGGCCAGUAUUUGAACAAGUGAUUGAAAAAGCUAACAAGGGGAGCUUACUCUUUGUUGAAAAUGCUAACAAGGGGAGCUUACUCUUUGUAAUAACAUCCAUGAACCAGUGAUUGGAUGGUCUUAAAGGAAUGAAAACAAAUUCAUUAAAUAAGAAGGCUGGUGUCUAUGAAAAUUAUUGUCAGAGAGUUGAAUGUCUGCAGAAUUACAGCUUUUGAUGUGCGGUGACUUUUGUCAGCCCAGUUCCUAUGAACAAAAGGAAAAAAAGACAGAGACAGAAAUUAUUAUUUGACAGUAUGUAAGGGAGAUUGAAAUGAGAGUUGGAUGAAUCGUGUAUGAAUUUUUUUGAAGCAAUGGGGGAAAAAUCAUGUUAACUUGUCUUUCAGGUGCAAAAGAAUGAAAUAUAUGAAGGAAGUGGAGAUUGCUUGUGUGUUUUUCAUGUACUAUUGAUAUUUACUCACAGAUAAACUAAAAACUAUUCAUUUAUCAGAAUUACAGCAAAGACGAUAAAUCUUGCCAAUAAGAUAUUUUUAGACUUUGUCUCAUCAUUUAAUCUACUGAUAUAAGACUAGUGGGGAAAAAAUACGACAGGGUCAUUUUUAAAGUCUCAUAGAUUUUUUUUCUUUUUCAUGUUAGAAAAAUUAAGUAUAAGCAAAUAUACAGUGUUUUAGAGAAAAAAAUAUAUGAUGUAGUACAGGUAUGUAAAUGAUGUAUCAUAUUUACUGCAUAUUACUUUUUUUUAUCUGAACAAAUAUGGGGAUUUGCUGUAUAUCUUUUUAUCAUGCAUACAAGAAUUUUUAAAGUUUCAUCUUCACGUCGGCUUUUAUGCUGCAUCAUCACCCACAUGUCUCUGUUUUGACAUUAUUAGAGAUUUACAGAUCCAGUUACAGAGGAAGUUCUCAGACAAAAAAAAUUGUUGUAAUUCCACCAUGAAUGAAACUUCCAUGCACAAUUUGCAUGUAGUAAUUUAUCAUAUCCCUGAUAAGCAAUUUUAAUUUAAGUAAAUAUGAUCUUUUCUGAAGUUGAAAUCUGAGCUGUAAGGUCAACUCUGAGAAAGAACUGCCACUGUUGUUUUGUUAAAUGUUGUAAUGUCUGUGUAAGGAAAAAUUUUCAUUUUGUAAGCUUGUUCCCUGACCUAAGGUUGUGGAGGACCAGUUUAGGGUCAAUGGGUUAUUCAUGGAUGGGUUGUGUGAUGUGCAUGAUCUGAAUUGUAAAUGCUUUUGAUGUACAAUUCCUUAUAAUAAUGUGUAUAACUUCAUUUAAUGAACAAACAUGAAUGACAUGAUUAAAGUCAUCUAAAUAAGUAAAA
Molecule: messenger RNA, 6707 nt
Organism: Saccostrea echinata
Lineage: Eukaryota; Metazoa; Mollusca; Bivalvia; Ostreida; Ostreidae
Product: CLIP-associating protein 1-like
Exons: 42
Coding region: 201-4640 (1479 amino acids)
Biological process (GO): mitotic spindle assembly
Cellular component (GO): mitotic spindle; microtubule organizing center; cytoplasmic microtubule
Molecular function (GO): microtubule binding
Source: RefSeq, a predicted model, not a curated record